AUGGCCGUUCAUGGUAGUGACAACGUCCUCGGCGAGGUCAUCGCUACUCGCCCGUCGCUCACUGUGGAUGAGAAGACAGGAAGACUUUCAAUAAGCCUGCCACAUGAUACAGAAGCACAGGCAAAGGGCACCAACUCCCACACCUCGACUUCAUCGGAUGACUAUGACUACGAGAAUUAUCCACCCCCAACUGAGGAAGAAUUGAAAACACUUAGGAAGGUCGCUGCCAAUAUGCCGUUGGUAUCGUUCGCACUUUGCAUUGUCGAAUUCGCAGAGCGUGCGUCAUACUAUGGAGCCAAGGCAGUCUUCUCUAACUUUAUACAAUUUCCCUUGCCCGAAGGUGGUAAUGGAGCCGGUGCGCCCCCUAGGCAUACUCAGAAAACUGCCGGUGCCCUUGGUAUGGGUCUUCAAGCUGGUUCAGGACUGACUCUGCUCUUCUUGUUUUUGUCUUAUGUCAUUCCAAUCUUUGGGGGUUGGUGGGCAGAUGUUUACGUCGGAAGAUACUACGCAAUCGUUGUUGGUGUGUUGAUCUGUGGUGUUGCCCAUAUCGUACAGAUCGUUGGUGCGAUACCCUCAGUAUUGCAAAAGGGUAAAUCGCACGCUGCUCUUCCAUUCAUCAUCGGCUUGUUACUUCUGGCACUCGGCGCAGGAAUAUUCAAACCUAACAUCGCGCCCACUGUGCUUGACCAGAACCGCCAUCAGAAACCCUACAUCAAAACGCUGAAAUCUGGCGAGAGAGUUAUCGUGGAUCCGGAAACGACAGCUUCACGGACCAUGCUCAUCUUCUACGGAUUUGUCAACGUCGGUGCUUUCUUUAUGCUUGCCACAACAUAUUCGGAGAAACUGAUUGGUUUCUGGUUGGCUUUUCUUGAGUCAGGAAUCAUAUACUUUUCAUUACCUAUCCUUCUGGCACUCAUCUAUAAGAGGACCUACCGCACCCCAGCUUCGGGUGCCUCGGAACUAACACAAGCGCUCCAAAUCAUCGGAACUGCUCUCAAACAAAACAAUUUUCGUAUCUGGAAGCAAGGUUUCUGGGAUUCUGUCAAGCCUGAGGCACUUUCUUCCAAGGGUAUACAGGUCUCAUGGAGUGACAAGAACGUCGAAGAUGUGCGAAGAACCGUUGUCGGCUCCGUAGCCAAUAACCAAGGCGCGAGCAUGACUACCAAUGGGGCUCCCAAUGACCUGUUGGGAAAUUUUAACCCAUUGACAAUCAUUGUCACCGUUCCGUUCUUAACAUACGUGUUUUACCCUACCCUGGCUCGAUACAACAUCAAGUUUGGUCGCAUCAACCGCAUUACAUUUGGUUUCUUUCUGGCAACUGUUUCUGGCGUGAUUGGUGCCAUUGUCCAGUGGAAAGUAUACAAGACCUCGCCUUGCGGAUACUACGCCUCCACGUGCGAUGGUGUCAGCCACUUGAGCAUCUGGUUACAAGUCCCUAAUGUUGUCCUCGGAGCAGUGUCUGAGUGCUUCUGUCAAGUCACAGCAUAUGAGAUUGCAUAUGCUCGAUCGCCACCGAGUAUGAGAGGUCUAGUGAUGGCCAUCUUCCUUUUCAUGAAUGCGUUGUCGAGUGCUCUCGGAGAGAUACUUAUCCCGGUCACUAAAGAUCCCCAUCUGAUCUGGAUGUGGGCAGGUCCUGCCAUUGUCCUUGCGGUGCAGACAGUUGUCUUCUGGUUUCGCUUUCACCAUCUCAAUGAUGAUGAAUACAUGCUAUCUGAGAUUGCUACUGAAUAUCGUGGCCCAGUUGAGUUGGAGAAAAGGACUGAGACCGUCAAGAAAUGA
Exophiala bonariae is the source of this 1779-nucleotide messenger RNA. RefSeq lists its product as uncharacterized. Bases 1 to 1779 code for a protein of 592 amino acids. Gene Ontology annotation, molecular function: transmembrane transporter activity. The record is from RefSeq and is a predicted model, not a curated record. Gene Ontology annotation, cellular component: membrane. The transcript is spliced from 5 exons. Lineage: Eukaryota; Fungi; Ascomycota; Eurotiomycetes; Chaetothyriales; Herpotrichiellaceae. Gene Ontology annotation, biological process: transmembrane transport.